UUACGUUUGCCUUCAUUAACGCCAACAUGAACUGGACUCAGGCUCAGAGCUACUGCAGAAACCAUUACACAGACCUGGCCAGAGUCAGAAACAUGGCAGACAUCCAGGAGAUUCAGACGCUGAUACCAUCAGGACAAAGGGUUUGGAUUGGUUUCCACAGAGCUGUCUGGAUGUGGGCAGAUGGAAGCAGGUUCUCGUUUAGCUACUGGAGAUCCAGUGAACCUAAUGGACCUGGUGAGAACUGCACUUCAGCAGACCUGGGAGACUCUGGACAGUGGGAGGACUGGGACUGUGAUGUACAGAGGCCAUUCAUUUGCCACAAUGUGGUUUGUGGGAACUCAACACUUCCUACCCGUGAAUAUAUAAUCGUUGAUGAGCUGAAGACGUGGACAGAAGCUCAGAGAUACUGCAGAGAAAAUCACCAAGACCUGGCAACCGUCACCAACAUGGAGGUGUAUGUCUUCCUUUCAUGUGAUGGAGGUUUCUGA
Molecule: messenger RNA, 488 nt
Organism: Poecilia latipinna (sailfin molly)
Lineage: Eukaryota; Metazoa; Chordata; Actinopteri; Cyprinodontiformes; Poeciliidae
Product: lymphocyte antigen 75-like
Exons: 2
Coding region: 27-488 (153 amino acids)
Source: RefSeq, a predicted model, not a curated record